UGGCGGGGCCGGGCCCGGGCCCGUCAUAACGGCCUUGACGCCGCUGCUCGUCCCGGAGCAUUUCCCCAACGUCCCGCUCAUCGCCGUGACACGCAACCCUGUAUUCCCGCGCUUCAUCAAGAUCAUCGAGGUGAAAAAUAAGAAGCUGGUUGAACUGCUGAGGAGGAAAGUUCGUCUUGCCCAGCCUUAUGCUGGUGUUUUUCUUAAAAAGGAUGACAACAAUGAAUCUGAUGUGGUGGAGGAUCUGAAUGAAAUAUACCAAAUGGGAACUUUUGUCCAGAUUCAUGAAAUGCAGGAUCUUGGAGACAAGUUGCGUAUGAUAGUCAUGGGACACCGAAGGAUUCGUAUAAACAAGCAACUAGAGGUUGAGCCUGAGGAACCUGAGAACAAACAAAAAAUUAGAAGGAAACAGAAGCGAUCUAAAAAGGAGGCUGAAGAGGAGCCUGGAACGAAGGACCAAGAUGUGGAGUUGGUACUAGAUCCUGUAGCUGCUUCUUCGAAGGAAGUUCUCAUGGUAGAAGUAGAGAACGUGGUUCAUGAAGAUUUUCAGAUCACAGAAGAGGUUAAAGCACUUACUGCAGAAAUCGUUAAAACAAUCCGGGACAUCAUUGCCUUGAACCCCUUGUACAGAGAGUCUGUACUUCAGAUGAUGCAGGCUGGACAGCGUGUGGUAGAUAACCCUAUCUAUCUGAGUGACAUGGGUGCAGCCCUAACAGGGGCAGAGUCACACGAACUUCAAGACAUCUUGGAAGAAACCAGUAUUCCCAAACGGCUUUAUAAAGCUCUUUCCCUUCUGAAAAAGGAGUAUGAGCUGAGCAAACUUCAGCAGCGUCUUGGAAGAGAGGUUGAAGAGAAGAUCAAACAAACACAUCGCAAGUAUCUUCUUCAAGAGCAGUUGAAGAUAAUUAAGAAAGAACUAGGUCUGGAAAAAGAGGACAAGGAUGCUAUAGAAGAGAAGUUCCGUGAGCGACUAAAGGAUCUGGUAGUGCCAAAACAUGUAAUGGAUGUGAUUGAUGAAGAAUUGAACAAGUUGGGCUUGUUGGAUAAUCACUCCUCAGAAUUCAAUGUUACACGGAACUAUUUGGACUGGCUGACAUCCAUCCCAUGGGGUAAAUGUAGUGAGGAGAACCUGGAGCUGGCUAGAGCCCAAGAGGUUCUGGAGGAGGAUCACUAUGGAAUGGAUGACGUCAAGAAGCGAAUUCUGGAAUUUAUUGCAGUCAGCCAGCUGCGAGGAUCCACUCAGGGGAAGAUUUUGUGUUUUUAUGGUCCCCCUGGAGUUGGCAAAACCAGUAUUGCUCGCUCCAUUGCCAGAGCCCUAAACAGAGAGUACUUCCGCUUUAGUGUUGGAGGGAUGACUGAUGUAGCAGAAAUAAAAGGACACAGGAGGACAUAUGUCGGAGCAAUGCCAGGAAAAAUCAUCCAGUGUCUGAAGAAGACCAAGACAGAGAAUCCACUUAUACUGAUUGAUGAGGUAGAUAAAAUAGGAAGAGGCUAUCAAGGGGAUCCAUCCUCAGCCCUUCUAGAACUGUUGGAUCCAGAACAGAACUCUAACUUCUUGGAUCAUUAUCUUGAUGUUCCUGUGGAUUUGUCAAAGGUACUUUUUAUUUGUACUGCCAAUGUAACAGAAACCAUUCCAGAGCCACUGCGGGAUAGAAUGGAAGUGAUCAAUGUGUCAGGAUAUGUAGCAGAAGAGAAACUUGCAAUUGCAGAGAGAUACUUGGUCCCUCAAGCACGAGUUCUGUGUGGCUUGGAUGAAAACAAAGCUCAAAUCACAUCAGAUGUCCUCACUGUUCUCAUCAAGCAGUACUGCAGAGAGAGUGGGGUGAGGAAUCUGCAGAAACAAGUAGAAAAGGUAUUGAGGAAAUCUGCCUAUAAAAUCGUGAGUGGAGAAGCAGAGAUGGUCCAAGUAACACCUGAAAACCUGCAGGACUUUGUAGGAAAGCCCAUCUUCACUGUGGAUCGCAUGUAUGAAACCACUCCCCCAGGAGUGGUGAUGGGUCUGGCCUGGACAGCUAUGGGAGGUUCCACUCUGUUUAUUGAAACAUCUCUGAGGCGACCCAAAGACAAGGAAAACAAGGAUGGGUCACUUGAAGUAACAGGGCAACUGGGAGAUGUAAUGAAAGAGAGUGCCAAAAUUGCAUACACAUUUGCAAGAGCCUUUCUGAUGCAGAAGGACCCCAGCAAUGAUUUUCUUAUGUCUUGUCAUAUCCACUUGCAUGUGCCGGAGGGAGCAACCCCAAAGGAUGGACCAAGUGCAGGAUGUACCAUAGUAACAGCUCUGCUGUCCCUGGCCAUGAAUUGCCCAGUGAGGCAGAAUGUAGCCAUGACUGGAGAAGUGUCAUUGACUGGAAAAAUUCUUCCUGUUGGUGGAAUCAAGGAGAAGACUAUUGCAGCAAAGAGGGCAGGUGUUACCUGCAUCAUUCUGCCAUCAGAGAACAAAAAGGAUUAUUAUGACCUUGCUGGAUUCAUUACAGAAGGACUGGAAGUGCAUUUUGUGGAGCACUACACAGAGGUAUUUGAUACAGCAUUUUCACAGCAGGAUCUCACUGGAGGAUGACACGCUGUGCCCUGAUGGCUGGAAGGUGUUCUGUCCCUAAGCACUGGGCCCCCGCCUAGAGAUGGGUGACCAGGGGCAAUCCUGAAGUGGGACAUGAAGCUAUUGCUGCUGCGCAGCUGCCAAAAUGAAUUAUGGCUCUGCUAGAAUAAAGUAUUUUUCAGUCUUUAA
Molecule: messenger RNA, 2725 nt
Organism: Taeniopygia guttata (zebra finch)
Lineage: Eukaryota; Metazoa; Chordata; Aves; Passeriformes; Estrildidae
Gene: LONP1
Product: lon peptidase 1, mitochondrial
Biological process (GO): protein catabolic process; mitochondrion organization; protein quality control for misfolded or incompletely synthesized proteins
Cellular component (GO): mitochondrial matrix
Molecular function (GO): single-stranded DNA binding; ATP binding; ATP hydrolysis activity
Source: RefSeq, a predicted model, not a curated record